Molecule: messenger RNA, 3270 nt
Organism: Gadus morhua (Atlantic cod)
Lineage: Eukaryota; Metazoa; Chordata; Actinopteri; Gadiformes; Gadidae
Gene: scarf1
Product: scavenger receptor class F, member 1
Exons: 11
Coding region: 263-2974 (903 amino acids)
Biological process (GO): dendrite development; neuron remodeling; heterophilic cell-cell adhesion
Cellular component (GO): membrane
Molecular function (GO): scavenger receptor activity; low-density lipoprotein particle binding
Source: RefSeq, a predicted model, not a curated record
UCUGGUGGGUCAGAGCUCACAAGACGCCGACCGCUCCAAACCCAGCGAGAGAAAGACAGAACGAGACUAGAGAAAAACCAAGUAACCCCGAACAAAAGAGAGCGGGGAUCUGAACGGAGAGGAGUGUCCCAUCGGUUCCCCUCUCUCAACAGGUGGGACGCCAGGAGGGGAGAGACAGAGGCGCGACUGAGUCCGACACACGGGACACAUUCCAGGUGGAUACGCCCCACCAGACCUUCAGACCCCGCGGAGCGGCGUGGAGAUGAAGAUCCUCCUGGGAGUGAUUCUGCUGCUCUCCCCGCUCUGCUCCACGCAGCCCUUGGAUCCCGAUGGGAGGAACGUCUGCCACCACCCCAGACGGCCAUCCACUGCUGUAUGUUGUACUGGAUGGAGACAAGAGGGACAGGAAUGCACUCAGCCCGUGUGCGAGGGCGAGCAUUCCUGCCAAGGGGACGAGGUGUGUGCGUAUCCGGGUGUGUGCAGCUGCCCUCCGGGCUACUUUGGAGCUCAGUGUAAAACACGCUGCCCCGCGAACUUCUGGGGGCCCGACUGCCGCAGGGCGUGCCCGUGCCACGCGCACGGCAUCUGUCACCCCGUGACCGGCGAGUGCACCUGCAACCACAACCGCUGGGGGCCGCUGUGCCAGCACUCCUGCCGGUGCGGCCGCCGCGGCCGCUGCCACCCCACCCAGGGCAACUGCACCUGCGAGGAGGGCUGGUGGACGCCGUCCUGCGGCCGCGCCUGCCAGUGCUCGCCGGGCGGCGCCGAGGGCCCCGCGUGCGACCAGCUCAGCGGCAGCUGCCGGUGCCAGAGGGGCCACUGGGGCCAGGCGUGCAGUCUGUCCUGCAACUGCCACCUGUCGCCGUGCCACCAGCGCACGGGGAAGUGCAAGUGCCGCUGGGACUGGUGGGGGGACACCUGUGACCAGAGCUGCUCCUGCGACCCCGAGCACGGCCGGUGCGAGCCGCAGCACGGGACCUGCCUGUGCCACGCGGGCCACAGGGGCCCCCGCUGCAGCCAGCCCUGCGAGCCCGGGACCUACGGCGGCGGCUGUAAGAUGAGCUGUGGGUACUGCAGAGAGGGCCAGCCGUGCGCCACCACGGACGGAGCGUGUGCGGCCUGCGAGCCCGGCUGGAACAGCACGCGGUGCGACCGGCUCUGUCCGGCCGGUUACCACGGCAGCGGUUGCCAGGAGACGUGCCCCCGCUGCCGGGACGCCGAGCCGUGUGACCCGAGGACCGGGAAAUGUGCCCGGUGCGACCCUGGAUGGAGAGGCCCCAGGUGUGAUGAGGCCUGCUCUGACAGGACGUAUGGAGGCGCCUGCCGCUUCCUCUGUAGCCCCUGUUUCCAUGGUAACUGCCACCAUGUGACAGGAAGAUGUGUCUGUGAGCCAGGCUUUAUGGGAGAGAGCUGUAACAGCACCUGCCCUACCUCGCUGUACGGACUCAACUGUUCUUCUGGCUGUGACUGUGGAGAGGGGGUCCACUGCCAUCCGGCCAGCGGGGCCUGCCCCAGCAGUGGCCUUGGGGUUCUGCUCGCAGGCAUUCUGGUUCCUUUAUUCCUGCUGCUGCUGGUGGUUCUCUGCUGCUGUGUGUGUUGUGGAGGAGGCUCUGCAGAGGCCAAAGACAGGGAGUCAUCCCGUGAUGGUAAUGCUUUAGUUCGGAUGAAAUACCACAUCUUCAAUGUCCUUGCAAACAUCAGUGCGUCACUGCCCUGCAUCUCUGCGUGGACCUCUGGCCUGCCUCGUGUCACAGUGUCUCACCAUGACCCCGAGCAGACCUUCAAUCACAGCUUCAUCGAGCCCCCGUCCUGUGGCUGGGUCAGCGAGGGCUCGUCCUUCGACAGUGAGGAGGAGGAGGGGGAGGCCCUGUACUGUGUUCCACCGAGGGAGGAUGGAAGAGACAUGGCGGACGGGAGCUUCCAGGAGAUGAGCUCCAAGUGCAACAUGUUCCUGGACCCGUCGGGCUUCUCCAGCGAGGACAUGGCUCUGGGCUUCGCCAUCCCCCGCACCUCCAGCAUCGCCAAGUCCAAGCGGCCCUCCGUCUCCUUCGCCGAGGGCACCCGCUUCACCGCCGUCCCCCCGCCGGGACCCCCGCUACGCAGCAAAGCCCCCAAGUCACCCUGGGGUGCUCUGAUGCUGUCCACCCUCAGCCUUCAGGGAGGCGCGGCGGCGAGGUCGGGUGAGGAGGAGGGCGUCCCUCAAGGGGGCGGAGAGGGGGGCGACCGGGAUUCAGCCAGCGUGGGGGAGGAGCAGGACCCCGAGAGGAGGACCCACCUGCAGGUCCCCGGGACGUCCGGGAGGAGACGCACCGGGACCACCGCCCCCGCCACACCUUCUCCCGGGUUGGGAGCCCAGGCUGCGGAGUCCCCUUCCGACCCGAAGGUGGCGGCGCCCGAUAAGGUCACCACGGUGUACGUGACGGUGGGCAGGGCGGGGGGGGCCCCCGUCUCCGAGGGGCCCGUGCAGGCCGUGCUGCGGCGCCUGGGCAGCCUGCAGAGACACAAGGAGCAGAACAGCACGGCCAGGCCCAAGGUCCGGAGCGCCGAGGGGGCGGUCAAACCGCCGAGGAGGAAACUGGGGGUCCGGGCCAGCGUGUGGGAGCAGGGCGGACCCCCCGGUGGCGGCAAGAGAGUGGCCAAGCCGAGCAGGAAGAAGCUGAGCGCGUCGAACUCGGCCGUGGCUGCUGUGGACGCUAAUGCCUACGACUCCCUGGCUCCAGAGUGCGACGCGCAGGCGAGGCCGCUGCUGGUCGUGUUAGGGAGCGUGCCAGAGACGGGUGCCACUGACUCAGGGUCAGGGGGGGCGAGGAUGGAGUCAGCUGACGUAUACGAGCGCGUUGGGGAGCCGGUGUCGGACCCCGGCCGCAGUGCGGAGGUCAACGCCAAUGGAGCCACGGAGGCAGACGAAAGGGAAGAGCCCAGCUAUGAAAACGUCCUGAUCGAACACUCGCAUGAGUCGCAUGCUGUCGUGUAAACAAGCUUAACGAUCAACCGAAGCUACUUCUCACGUACCAUAUACAGGGUUCUGCAUCUCUGUGUGCGACAACACUACCUCUGUAUAUGGAUGGACUAUGAAGGACAUAGACAGCCUUAUGUAUUGGCUGGGCAAGCCCUUUAAGACAAUAACUAUGAUGCAGGGCUUAAUAAAUAAAUAUGUUGUAUUGUUCUAAAUGCCUUGUUAAGUAAAUAAAUCUGUGCUACAAAGAUUAUAACGUACUGUAUCCAUGCAAUAACUUGAAAUGGUAAAUAAAAUGAAAUGGCUUUGGCAGA